Molecule: messenger RNA, 1411 nt
Organism: Boeremia exigua
Lineage: Eukaryota; Fungi; Ascomycota; Dothideomycetes; Pleosporales; Didymellaceae
Product: CAP domain-containing protein
Exons: 3
Coding region: 243-944 (233 amino acids)
Source: RefSeq, a predicted model, not a curated record
GAGCGGUCUGGCGCGUCUCCGUCUAACAAUCUCCAUUUCUCUUAACGUUGUCUUGACGACAACGACGACGCUCCUUCAACCUGCUGCUACUGAGUAGCCCCACAGUCCUUUCCAUCCACACUCCAGAAUCAUUCACUCCUUUGUUGUUAGUCGCCGAAGGUGCGCUUGACCCAACUCGACGAUCACCGCUUUCGUCGAAGCAGUCAUAUCACAUCACAAUCAUCUCUUCUGAGUUCUCAAUAAUGCACUCUUCUACCCUUCUCACUUCCAUACUUGCAGCUAGCGCUCUUGCUUUACCACAGGUUCAGCUCGAGAAGCGUCAACAAGGGAAUCCAGGUCCUUCCAACGUGCCUCCACCGGCCAAUGGUGCUCCAGUCGACCCAGGACAUACUCCCGGUCCCCAACAAGCUUUCCUGACUGUUAACAGCGGGCUUGCAUACCGCAAUUCUAUUCUCUUUCAUCACAAUCAAGCUCGUGCCAAUCACGGAUCUCAACCCCUGGUCUGGAACGAGACUGUUGCGGCGACUGCGAAGAUCACCGCCGACACUUGUAUCUUUGAGCACUCUGUACCUGAUAAUGUUCGACAAGGCCAGAACCUUUACACUGUGUCUGGCGACUAUUUCAACGUCACAGCUGCUAUCACCGAGAGUUGGUACAAGGGAGAGUUCCCGUUCAUGCGAAACUAUUACGGUGCGACCGAUAUCCCCUCCAACGUCUUUGGCCAGGUCGGCCAUCUCACGCAGGUCGUCUGGAAUGGCACCACCAGUGUCGGUUGCUACUCCCUAGACUGUGGCAACAGGAUGGUUGUCUUUGGCGAGAGACAAUCCAGCAUGAACAAAUACACAGUAUGCAACUACUGGCCCGCGGGCAACGUUCGCACCCAGUACGCUCUCAACGUUGGACGUCCUCGCAGCAACACUGACCUUGGAAACUAUGCCGACUGAGCGCGGCCCACGCUAACGCUAUGAUGUAAUUGUACGAUUCAUUUGUAUGAUUGAGUAUUUUAUGUCCCUCUACGGGAGUUACCGGGCAUGGCGAUAUCAGACGAUACCUACCUACUUCCUUCUACGGCCCCCUUUUUCUUUGCCGAGUGCUACGAGAUCCUUGUUCCUGUUGUAAUUUGGUCAGGAAGCAAACAAGCGAGCGUCACCUUCUUUCAAAGUGCUAACGGCUGUACGAUAUACAGCCUUUACGAAUUUCACGUACAAAGUAAUAGUCGUUCAAUCAAAACUUUUCUUCUUUCACGCACACCUUGGUUUCUAAACUAUAGCUGACUCAGUCGUUAACAAUCUUUUGACAACUGCCGCACAGUAAUACCCACAGUUGCUUCUUUACGCGUACCACUCGCCCCAACGAAGGCUUGCAACGACGACUUCCACUGUUCAACCAUGUCAUAUGCUCCCCAGCCCAG